AUCUUUCAAAAUGGCUCCUUAGCAACCAGCAGACAGAAGGCCAAAACAUGACAAUAGUGGGCAGGAGGACGAGUCGUGUUUUUGGACUAAAGAUGCAGUCAACUUCUGAGAAGAAGGGUGCAGCACGAAGGUAUAGAAAACCACGCUGUGAUGAGGAGGUGGUCAAAGAGCUGUGCAUGGCCAAUGGGCUUUCCUUUGCCGACCUAGCUGAAGAGGCUUCCAGCGUCACCUCCCUGGAGGUCAUCUUGAGUGGUUUUCCUCGGAUGGUUGGCCUUUCCUUCUUUCAAAUGCUCCGCCAUCUUAAAAUACUGGGUCAGAACAUAAAGCGCAUCGAAGGACUGGAAAACUGUCCUUUACUGCAAGAGCUCUGGGUAGUCGAGUGUAAGCUGACUAAAAUAUCUGGACUGCAGCAUUGUCUUGAGCUGAAGAAACUCUACUUAUAUGAUAAUAAAAUAAGUGAAAUAAAGAAUUUAAAAUUGCAUAUCAGCAUAGAAGUGCUGUGGCUCAACAAUAACUACAUCUCUCAGAUACAGGGCUUGAACACGCUCCAGAACCUUCAAGAUUUAAACCUUGCAAACAAUAAUAUUCACAAGCUCGGGAACAGCCUUGUGAACAAUGUCAACAUUCACACUCUCAAUCUUUCCGGCAACAAGAUCAACUCUUUCAAGGAACUCACUUGGCUAUCCUGUCUGCCCCGACUAAAAGAUCUGGCGCUGAGUGACUUCAUGUCCACGCCAAACCCAGUUUGUCAGCUGUGUAAUUAUGCCACACACGUCAUGUACCACUUGCCCUCGCUCUUUUUUCUCGACACCUAUGACGUCUCCAACACACAAAUCACGGAAGUAGCCGAGUCUACUGUGAUGAAGAAGAUGAUGUUUUACAAUAUGCGUGCACGCACCCCGCGGAGGAAUCUCACAGAGACGUUGCUGCGUCUUCUCAAAAAGAAAAACGCCUCGCUGGAGUCACCGAAAGAAAACAUUCGCUCACUCAAUUACACCUUAAAAAAUCUUGAACUUUGUCUUUGUAAGAAGCCUGUAGAAGAUGCACACAGUCACCUAAAGGAAGAUUUAAGCACCAAAGGUGACAGCUGUGACCCCUCUGCAGAGCAAAUACUGAGAAAGAUUGAACUACUACAGCAGAGACUGGCUAUUUGGACCAGGAGGCUACAUGAAAUUGAAAGCUGGCAUCAACACAACGUAUCCCAAGCGACAGAAUUGUUGGAGGACACUGUGCACUUUAUGUCGACAGAGCUCCACAGUGUUGGAAAUAUUCGCAUGGAGGAAGGCAGCUCCACCGACCUGUGGUUCACUUCCUGUUGCGACCUCCUACUCUCUCGUUUUUCCCUCGCCGAUUAUAUGAGUUAUGGCGUCACUGGCAUUAAGAUCAACAGAGUGGUCCGCAUUCACAACAGCGGGCUGAGGCUUCGCUUUAAGGAUAAACUUCAAAAAUUGCUGGCCAGGGAAGACUCUGGCACUUUGGUAAAGAAUUACAAGCAGAUGCUUGAGCACUUGUUCUACGUGGGUGACUCGGACCACAACCGUGAGGACGUGUUGAGCGUCCUGGAGGAAGGCUUCAAAUCAGCAAAAGAAUAUAAGGCCCUCGGUAAAGAAGCAGCAGUGCCUUUAUCCAACAGCCUGAUUGUGAGCGAACAGCCAAGAAUUGAGUAUUCAUUACGUCGUGUUGAGCAAGAGGGCGCCUAUACAAAAACAGAUGAAAUCCCUUUCAGAUCUGGGAGAAUUAUCGUUGCCAAAGUGUUCCUGGGCCACAGCGCUCCUAUCAGAGAAGGCGAGCUGGUGCACCGAAGAGCCUAUCCCAACAUUUCGUCCGUAUAUCGUAGUGUCCACACCAAGCAGCGAGAUGGACGACACACUACCAUUCCCAAAGGAAGACAGUGGUUUGUCUUUGACAAUGACCUGGUCUUACCCGAGUACAUGAUUUGUUUUGAAUACCUCACUGGAGGCAGUGAACAGCCUACAUCAUUAGACAACUGCAUCCAAGUCCUUGACCCUCCAACCUAUGACAACUCAUUGGAUAAGCAAGCCAUCAGCAUGGAGCCCGUUCUGGAACCACCGCCCAAGUUGUUGAAUUUGAAUGGGAAGGUUCUCUUAAAUGUGUCCGGUGCCAGGUUCCUCCGUGAAAUCACGGUGCUGAACCUUCACAACAACAGCCUGGGCAGUCUUAAGGAGAUUUCCUCCCUCCCAGCUCUUCGCCAUCUCACCCUCAGCUUCAAUGAGCUCACCAGCCUCUGUGACAUCGCCCACAUGCCCAAUCUUGAGUUUUUAGAUGUCAGCUUCAACGAGCUUGUGAGCCUUGAAGGUCUCCAGGGGUUAAAACAGCUCAAGCAUCUUGAUGUCAGCUGGAACAAGUUGAGCAACGCCAUCAAAGAUUCCACUGUGCUCAAAACACACACACCCGCUCUGCAGAUACUGGAAACACAACACAACCCAUGGAAUAAGCUGGAGGAAGUCCGAAUGACAAUAUUAAGCUUUGUGCCGACUCUCACAAAACUGGACAACACACCGGUUACUGAGGAAGAAGUCGCUGAUGCUGUUCACAACACGACGAAAAACGUUAUCAACCAGGAAAUGCUUAUCGCUUGCUCAAAUAGCAACAACACACGUCCCCGUUGUCUCAGCCUGGUUCAAACAACCCAGCUCCUCUCGGAGUUCAUUUUGUCACCCAGAGAACUAAGCCAAGACCUGCAGCCGGACUGGGCCUCAAAGAUAACUUCCCUGAACCUCGACAAUCAGAAUAUUUGUCAGAUGAGCCAUCUGGAUGCCCUCGUCAACCUGCGCUGGGCUUCGUUUAAUAAUAAUUUCAUCUGUGAAGUUGAAGGUCUUGAUUACUGUACUAAUCUGGAAGAGCUCUUCCUUAAUAACAACAGCAUCAGCACAUUCAGCGGUCUCUCACAUCUACAGAAUUUGAGCAAACUAAGCAUGGAUGGAAAUCAGCUUUCCCAUCUUGAUGCCAUUGUCCUCGACCAGCUCCACAGUUUGACCUUUCUGUCUCUGGAGAACAACAUCAUCACUUCUCUGCAUGGCAUCGACAGAUGCAGUGCGCUUCUGGAGCUCUAUGCCGGCAACAAUGAUAUUUCUCUGUCUAGGGAUAUCUACUAUCUCAAGGUGUUGGAAAACCUCAUCAUCUUGGAUCUGUACGGGAAUCCGUUAUCAGAGAAUUUAAAGAACUAUCGUAUUUAUGUGGUGUUCCACCUGCCAUCUCUGAAGGCCCUGGAUGGAAGUGCAGUGGAUGCAGCUGAAUGUGAAAAUGCAAAGGCUAUGUUUGGAGGACGACUCACACCGGACUUGGUAGCUGAGAAAUUGGGUCAUUCCCAUUACGGCAACAUCAACUGUCUCACGCUGAACUCCUGCUCCGUCAGGAGUGUGGACCUGUCUCCUACAGACCUGUUUGUCAAUCUACACAGUAUCAACUUAGAUCACAACAACCUUACCUGCUUCUCAGGCAUAAUCCACCUACCCAAUGUCAAGAUCCUGUCUUUAAACUACAACCGCAUUGAGUCCAUCCUACCGAGGCAGAAGACAUUUCUCACAAACAGGCAGAUGUUACACAACAAAGUGCACUCCAGUGGCUAUGGCCAGCAGACCUUAUGCAAAGGGAGCAGGCACAUUGCACCGACCAUCAUCCUGGAGCCUCUGAUGAGCAGCUUGGAGGUGCUGCAUUUGAGUCACAAUGGCAUCUCCAAUAUGGCCAAUCUGGAGCUCAGCAGGCUCACCAAUCUUAAAACGCUCUUCCUUCAAGGGAAUGAGAUCAGCCAGGUGGAAGGUUUGGAGGGUUUGCAUGAUCUCAGGGAGCUGGUGUUGGACAGGAACCGGAUAAGGGCCCUGUACGAGAACUCUUUUGUUUCCCAGGGCGUCCUGCAAGAACUGCACCUUACAGAGAAUCGCAUCCGGGAGCUCAACCAUCUCUAUCCGCUUGUUGAGCUCCGCAAACUUUUCCUGGGCAUGAACAAGCUUCAGGACAUCACAGAACUUGAUAAACUUGACGUUCUUCCCUCGCUGAUGGAACUCUCCGUUGUUGGCAAUCCGGUGGCUCGAAACUCUCUCCACAGACCUGCGGUGAUGCGCUGUCUGGGGCAGUUGCAGGUCCUGGAUGGCAUGACGGUGACCAUAGAGGAAAGAACCAGGGCCGAAAUUACAGACGCAACAGAUUUUCUAAUAUAUGGAACAACAAGCACUCUAAUCACCAAUCCUGUGCACAGAAUGUGGAUGAAGCGGACACACCACGAUGACAGUAGUGGAGAAAGACAAGCACAAUGUGAGGAGUGUUGUGCGGCUUCUGCCCUUGAAGCCAACCAGCCUGGACUGAUGACCUACAUGCCUGUCAGAGGGAUGUCCAUGACGGGACUACAGAACCUCAUUCAUGGACACGACAUGCUCCCGAGUAACAAGGAUGAACCCCAGGUCCAGUACACCACCAAAAACAAGAAGACAACAGAGAAAAAUCCUUCAACCUUUCAUGCCGACGUGAGCACCAGACAGGUCCGAAAAACAAGAAACAACUUGAUACCGGCAUGUCCCCUUCCCCAUGGGAAGUGAGAACAACGCUUCUACAGUACAGGAACAAAGUACAGUACCAGGUUGAUUCAAUUCUACAAAUGUGUGUUGUUGUUUUUUUAUAUUGUGACGAAGUCUAUUUGAAAUCUACUGUAUCUCGACUCAUCAAGUAUUUAGAUCAGAUUUCUUUUGCACCACCAUAAUGCAUGUUAAAUAAACAAUGAAGAUGUGAUCGAGUGGUCAAGGUGCAGCUUCAAAACGUCUUUCAGAAAGCCUCCAAUGUUGUGGAUUCACAUCCUUUUAGCAGAUGAUAUCAAGGUCAAAUAGUAUCAGAAAAAGGACAACAAGCAUACCACACAUCAGCUUAAAGCAACUGGCAAAAACAAAAACAUCACAAGCAAUAAAACCCUGUAGACAAUU
Messenger RNA from Syngnathus typhle (broad-nosed pipefish), 4931 nucleotides. It is a transcript of the gene lrrc9, whose product is annotated as leucine rich repeat containing 9. The record is from RefSeq and is a predicted model, not a curated record. Lineage: Eukaryota; Metazoa; Chordata; Actinopteri; Syngnathiformes; Syngnathidae. Gene Ontology annotation, molecular function: protein binding. The transcript has 33 exons. The coding region runs from base 48 to 4553 and encodes 1501 amino acids.